GGAAGUUUCAUUGAGGAUAAAAUUGUGUUUGGAAGUAUACAGACUGUUACUGAAAUGACAUCAAAUAAUUUGACGAUGGAAUUCUGAAUUCCACUCAGAUGCCGAGUUGGUAUUUUUGCGUCGAAUUCUGAUUUAAAAAAGUCUAUUUCUAUGUCUUUUUCUAGCCCAAGAAGAUAAAUGUAUUCCCUGCCUGCAAGUGGCAGUAGAAAAAGUAUAGUGUGCAACACGUUGAUACACUUUUUCAGUUAAUCGUUCAUUAAAUAGUUCCUUCGCCCAUGCUAAGACUAAUGUGGAGUUUAUCAAACUUGUUGCGUUAUACUAUUAAAUGUGGCUAUGGAAAGUUACAGAUCGUCAGCGUUUGAAGAUAAGUACCUUAAAAGAACCAAAGAAGAAAUCGCUUUUGAAGUUUGAAUUGACUACUCGGUUAUAAACUGAUAAAAUUGAUUCAUGCGGGUAGUCCCAUAACUUACCAUAAGCUAUAAGCUCAGGUGAUACUGUAAACCAAAAUAAUUCAACGCAAAUAGUGUUUUUUAAGAGCGAAAAAUCUAAAUUUAGUAUUAGUUCUGACUAACCAACUUUGCGGUGCUAAAAAAUUCGAUCUGUAAUCACUAACAUUAUUUUAUAAAAUCAGUUUUCAGAUUAUGAUUUAUAGUAUCUAUGUCGUAUACAUAUAUAAUACCGAAAAUAUAUUCUUAUCGAAAUAUUUUUCAAAUUUGUCAAGUGAUUUAUAAAAAGACAAAUCUAAGAAUAUACCGGCUGUCUCAGUAAGGGCAACGAGGUAAAGUAAAUCGGCUAAUAAAAAAAGCUCAAGAAAAGAGAUCCUGAAAUGUUCACCGGGGGUAGUAAUUGUAAUCUUGAAUUUUAGAAUUCGAUUUUUACAAAUAUUUCUAAUAUUAACUAUACUUUAACUGAGUAAUAUUUUAAACCUGAGCAAGUAAGCUAUCUCAGCAAGGAAAGUGGUGGGGGCUGUUGGAAAAUUUUCAUAAAUAAGUGUUGAGAAAGGCUUAACGUGUUUUAAUAAAAUUUAAAUCAUUAAAGGGCGCUUCCUAGCCUAUUAAUGUGGUCUGAGUGUCGCGAUGGCGAUUGCUUAUAUUGAUACGAGGUGCAGUUUUCUUUCAUAAUCUAAAAAAUAUAUAAAAAACCUAAAAUUGGAAUAAAAGAACUUGACGCUCAUUAAAAAUGUUGUUAUUAAUAUCAAUCUAUCCAGAUUUACCAAAUAAAAUGCUCAUUGAUAAUUUAGGAUGCCCAUUGAUAUUUAAAAUAGAAAGGAAAUGUUAUUCACCCUUAUUUACUUUUUUUACAAUAUCGAAGGGCAUCAAGUUACUGGUUCUAUAUUUCGACAUUCUUAUCCGUUUUCAAAUAUUUAGUAUUAUCAUUUAUUGAAUCAUUAAUUAUUAGCUUUAUUCAAUAACGACAUGAUUGAAGCGUUUGAUUGGAUAAAAACAAAAUUUGUUUUCGUGGCAGUAUUGAUACUAAGAUAUGCAUUAGUUCUGUUAAAAGAUAUACUUCAUUUUUUAAAUGGUUUUCCACAUUUUACUACUUAAAUACGUCAAUAGUUAUUAAAGUUAGUUAGUCUCCAAAAAUUAAUUAGUUAGUAAUUAAACGUAAUUUUUAAUAGAAAAAUAAGGGAUACUACUAUUUUAAAUCAGCUAAGCAAAUCAAAAUAUAAAAAUGUCGGCUAUGGUGUAAUUUCGUGCCCUUCGUAAGCAUUGGAAAGAAACUGAUAAGCAUAAAUAAAAAUAUUUUAUUUAGAUAUUAAAUAUCAUUUGGUACCUUAAAUAAUGAAUUAGCAUUUUAUUUGGUAAAUUCUAUAAAAUUCGACAUUAAUAAACAACCCAUAAAGUGGACAGUCCUGCCUGUUCAGUUUUGGUUAUUUAUUUUGUAUACUGACACUAAAUAUUAAUUCAUUACCUGGGUUUUCUAUAUUGAUUUCUUUAUGAUUCGGGGUUAAUCGAAUACAUUUAUCAAUUUUUAUUUUAAUUUAAUUUUUUAUAUACUUUAUGGUAAAAAACGCGUGUCAUUUCACCGCGAUAAUAUGAGCCCUCGGGUUUUGUUUGGCCGAAUUACCGCGCAUAGUUUUCGCGUGUUUGCGAUUGGUAACCCCCACUACAUUGCUGCAAUGGACAUGGUCUGGAAAAAGAAAAUCCGAGAGGCCUCGGGGGUCUUACACUAGAGUGCACAUAAGGUAGGCCGUUUAUUUUAUAAUUCGAGGGUUUAUCCGUAGUUUUGUUUUGUUUGUGAUCAAAUUUUAAAUUAAGAAUUUAUUUCGAUGAACUUGUAUACUAUUAUUCCACACGCGGCUUCUAAAAGGAAGUCUAGGAAACAUUGAGUUUCUUACAUAUGGUCUUCGAGCCCGGAUUUUUAAAGAAUCAGUAAUUCAAAAAUAAAAUUAUUUUGUCUUUUCUAAAUUCAUUUUCUAAUACUAAAUUGGUAAAAAUAAUUUUGAUUUCAUUCACUAUAAAGGCGUUUAAAUAAGACGACCUUGAAUAAAUUUGACGAAGUAUCGGAAAACAGGUAAAGAAUUUAAAUCGUUUAGAGUUUUUUGCGGUCUUGAUUUUGUGUACGAUAUUUUGAUUGUUUUUUGUUAUCAAUCGUGGUUUUGGUGGAUUUUACGAGGUUGUUCGCAUAUUUUAAUAUAAUUGAAUUUAAUUUCUUCUUUCUUGCCAUUUUUUUAUGAUAUAGAAAAUUUCUAAAAAUAUUUUUAAACCAUGGCAGAUUCAAAAGUAAAUAGAAGAAGCGUUUUUAUACGAAGAUUGAAAGAAAUCUACGAUUUAGCUACUGCUGCUACACAGAACCCAGCUAAAAUUAAUGAUUUUAAAAUACGAUAUUCGGCGUUAGAAUCAACAUAUAAUGAGUUUGAUAGGUUGCAUUUGGACAUAAUUUCUGAUAAAAGAGUAACGGAUGUAAUGCUUGAGCAGCAGGAGCUAAUUCGAGCGGAAGUUGAUGAUCAAUACUUUUCAAUUAAAAGCAUUUAUAGUGAACUUUGUAUAAAAUCUGAAAUAUCCAUGAUGGUACCACCUUCGCCACCAGGCCAGAGCCAUAAUUUGCCGCCUUACCUAAAUUUUAAUCUUCCCCGUUUAGAUAUACCUGUUUUCUCAGGCAAUUUAAAACAGUGGCCGACAUUUUUUGAUUUAUACAGGAGUUCGGUGCAUAAUAUGAACUUUUCCGCUUCUCUCGUAACCGGAGAACCGCUCAGUUUAUUGAGAAAUAUUCCUAUAACUGAUGACAAUUACGCAGUAGCCUACGAUACUUUAAUAAAAAGAUACGACAAUAAACGGAUUUUAUCGACUCAUUACUUCAAUGAAAUAAUGAACAUUUCCAAAAUUUCAAAUCCAUCGAAUCAAGCACUGCGUAAUGUUGUGGAUAAGUUUUGUGAAAAUGUGGAGGCAUUAAAAUUAUUGAACUUUCCUACUGCGGAAUGGGAUUUUUUGCUUUUUAAUUUACUCUUAAUGAAAAUCGAUUCUGAUACCUUACAGCGAUUUGAAAUGGAGCACGCAAAAUUUGAUAUACCCACUUUUGCGCAGUUGAAAUUAUUUCUGAAUAACAGGUGUAAGGUUUUAGAUACGUUGACCUAUACUCAGGAAGAAAAUAAAUCAAAAAUUGCCGGAACCAUUUAUAAUAGUAAGUCUUUUGCCAGUAACCGUCAACAUAAGUCAGGUUCUAGGAAUAAUGGUGAUCACUCCAAAGCAUUUUUUACUAAUACUCCUUCUAAUAACGUUCCUACAUUGAAUUGUGGUAUCUGUAGGACCCAGCAUUCCAUUAUAAGCUGCUCCGUCUUUUUAAGUAAGACUCCUCAUGAGCGCUAUUUACUAGUUAAACGCAACCGUUUGUGUGUGAAUUGUUUGAGUUCGUUUCACAAAUUUUCGAAAUGCAGUUCUAAUAAGACCUGUUCUUCUUGUACGAAACGCCAUCAUUCUUUACUACAUUUCGAGUCGGCACAUGGUAAUGAACGUAGUCCACCUAAUGACGAUGUUUUGCCCAGUGUUAAUGACUCUUCCGUAGAUCAACCACAUUGUGGCACCACUUCCAUAAAUUCUAAUAGUGCAUUUACACUCCUUGCGACUGCAAAAGUGGACUUUCUGGACAGCCAAGGUUAUUCCCACACAGUUAGAGUACUACUGGACAGUGGAAGCCAAGGCAAUUUUAUAUCCGAAAGAUGCUUUAAGAAAUUAGGACUUUCCCGCUCUCGUUUGAACAUUCCAAUUAAUGGGUUAGGUAAUAUGACAUCUGUAUCGUCGAAUGGUGUUACUUGUUGUACGGUCCGCCCGGUGGGUAAGAACACACCUUCUUUUCCCAUAGAAUGUAUCGUUUUACCGCAGAUUUGCUCAUACAUGCCUUCUGUAUCUUUCAGUCGCGAGAACUGGUCACAUUUGGAGAAUUUAGUCGUUUCUGAUGACACCUACAAUACUCCUGGACCUAUAGAUGCUCUCAUCGGGUGCGAGUUAUUCCCUUUAAUUUUGUUGCCUGAGAAGGUGUGCGGUAAAGAGUUGGAACCUGUCGCAUUCAAUACAUUAUUUGGCUGGGUAAUGAUGGGUAAAAUUGAUCGUAUAAAAAGCAAGUCCUCAUAUUCCUGUUGCACAUUAUUGGAAGAAAACCGGGAUAUUAAUAAAACUAUUCAAAUGUUUUGGGAAAUGGAGGAAGUUCCAAGUAGCAAGUCUUCAUUAACCCUUGACGAUCCCGCUGAAAUUUCUUUUAACGAGACUCAUUCUCGAACUCCUGAAGGACGUUUUAUCGUUACUCUACCGUUUUCCAGUGGUGAGCCAUUAUUUUCUGACUCACGCUCCAUAGCCCUAAAAAGGUUUUAUAGCUUAGAGCGCCGUCUUCUUAAGGAUCCUCCAUUAUUUGAGAUAUAUUCCAAAUUUAUGAAGGAAUACUUAGAGCUGGAUCAUAUGGAACCCGUGUCUGCUCCUGUCUCUGACGUUGCCCAGCGCCACUUCUACAUCCCUCACCAUGGGGUUACUAAUUCGAAUAGUACGACUACUGCAUUGCGCGUAGUCUUUGACGCAUCUUGCAAUCCGCGGGAUCGAUCGUUGAAUGACACUUUGUUGAUUGGUCCCAAACUACAAAAUGAAAUUGUAAGUAUUCUGUUAAGUUUUCGAAGGUUUCCUGUAGCAUUUACUGCCGAUAUCAAAAUGAUGUAUCGACAAAUACUUGUUAAUGACAGCCACCAAGACUACCAACGUAUUUUAUGGAGAUUCUCCCCUCGAGAACCUGUUCAAGAUUUUCGCCUAAAAACCGUAACCUACGGAUUAAAUUCAGCUCCUUUCCUUGCUCUGAGAUGUCUUUUACAAUUAGCCACCGAGGGUAGAGAUAGAUUUCCUAGGGCCGCAGCAAUUUUAGCGUCCCAAGUGUAUGUUGAUGAUAUAUGUGUAUCUUGUAAAUCUUUAGAGGAUGCUGUGGAUAUCAAACAACAACUUAUUGCUCUAUUGGAUGAGGGUUGUUUUUUCCUUAGAAAAUGGUCUAGCAAUUGUGUUGAUUUCUUAGCUACUAUACCUUCAGAUAUUCUACAGAAACCUCUCGCACUGGACACUAAAUCCGAUCCUUACUUGAAGGUUUUGGGUCUCAGAUGGUCUCCAGAGAAGGAUAUCUUCUCAUACGACAUACAAUUUCUCAACUCGGCAUGUACUAAGAGAUCUAUACUUUCUGAAAUCUCCAGAAUUUUUGAUCCAAUUGGAUUACUUUGUCCCAUAACUCUAUUAGUUAAGCAGCUAAUGCAAUCUUUAUGGGCGAGAGGUAUCGACUGGGACAGUGAAGUGCCCGCAGAUAUUGCCCAAAGGUGGACCGACUACAAAAAUGAAUUGCCAAGUCUGUCAGCAUUACACAUACCCCGUUAUUGUUUUAUUUCAAAGUAUGUUAAUUUAGAAUUCCAUGCUUUUGGGGAUGCUUCAGAGCUAGGUUAUGGAAGUUGUAUCUAUUCUCGCCUCGUGUCUCCAGAUGGCCAAAUUUCUACUUAUCUCCUCUAUGCUAAGAGUAAAGUAUCUCCAUUGAAGAGAUUGAGUCUUCCUAAAUUGGAAUUAAGUGCUGCAUUAAUGGCUUCCAAAUUGCUUAAAUAUGCCUUAAAUGUCUACAACAUUCCCGACGUACAAAAUAUUUAUGCUUGGUCUGACUCGACUAUAGUCCUAGGUUGGAUAAGGUCACCGCCCUGUCGUUGGCGCACUUUCGUCUCAAACAGGGUGAGUCAGAUUCAAGACAAUGUAGCACCUGAACGUUGGUUUCACAUCAAAUCAGAAGACAAUCCAGCUGACCUUGCGAGUCGCCCUGUCCUUCCGUCUGAUUUAGUUGACUGUCCCUUAUGGUGGGCGGGACCAGCUUGGUUGUCGCGUCCCUCCGAAGAGUGGCCCAAACACGAACUUGGUGAAUUGGACGAACCACUACCAGAAGAAAGAGCGACCAUUCUCACGAAAAUACUUCGCCUUAUUACUUAUUGGCGUCGUUUUCUUGGCAUUCGUUUUAAAGUGGUUUCAGUGGUUAAAAAGGGUCCUUUCACGGAGUACGAGUUAUUUCAGAGUCUUCUCCGCAUUGUGAAGCAAGUACAAGCAGAAGCCUUUUAUGAAGACAUUUCCAAUCUUUCGAACAAGAGUGUUUGUUCCAAGCCGUUAAGAAAGCUUGCUCCUUUCAUCGAUGAACAAGGACUUCUCAGGGUAGGCGGACGCCUUACUCACUCUCAACUUGAUUACGAUCAGAAGCAUCCCGUUUUGCUUCCCAACAAACAUAGGUUGACUGAUCUUAUAAUAGAGGAUUUUCAUAAAAGAUACCUUCACUGUGGACAGCAGGCCUUGCGCUAUUUUAUAUCUCAACGGUUUUGAAUUUUGGGUGCUAAAGGAGCUAUAAAACGUAUUGUCCAUAAGUGUUUCCGCUGCUUUCGAACACAUCCUCAGGUAAUAGAACCAAAAAUGGGCGAUUUGCCUAGUUUCCGCAUUACCCAAGCCAAGCCCUUUCAAUGUACUUCUUUGGAUUUCGGUGGCCCUUUUCAGAUACUGAUGUCAAGACAUAGAGGUUGCCGUACUCAAAAGGCUUAUCUAUCUCUCUUUGUGUGUUGUUCUACAAAGUGCCUGCAUUUGGAACUGGUAUCAGACCUAUCCACUUCUGCCUUUCUUGCGUCAUUGCGUCGCUUCAUCAGUCGACGUGGUAGAUGCUCCAAACUGCACAGUGAUAACGGUACCAACUACGUUGGUGCAGCUCGAUACUUAGCAGAUUGCAUGGCUAAAGCAGCCGCUGAUGAAUUGAUCGAGUGGCAAUUUUUCCCUCCUUCAGCGCCUCACUUUGGUGGGUUACACGAAGCUGGCAUUAAAAGCGUCAAAACCCACAUUACUAAAAUCAUAGGGGAACAAUUACUUACCUAUGAAGAAUUUUACACAUUUCUCACUCAAGUUGAGGCCGUACUCAACUCUAGACCACUUUGCGCUAUGAGUAGUGAUCCCAACGAUCUAUCCAGUUUAACACCAGGUCAUUUUCUCUCCUUAGCUCCUUUAUAAGCUAUUCCCGAUCACGACCUCACUUGUGUUCCUAUGAAUAGACUUGAUAGGUGGCAGUUACUGACCAAAAUGCAUCAAUCAUUUUGGAAAAGAUGGCAUAUGGAAUAUCUUCAUUCUUUACAACAGAGAGCUAAAUGGGAUAAAGAUACCACUCUUAUCACGCCGGGUACUCUAGUUGUACUGAAGGAGGAUAAUUUACCUCCCCUCCAGUGGAGACUGGGACGGAUUGAUUCCAUUCACCCUGGUGCUGACGGUGUUCCACGAGUAGUCACUGUCAGAACCCAAAACGGUUUAAUCAAACGACCGGUUAUUAAGGUAUGUCCUCUGCCGGCCAAUUAAUCACAAUUGAUAAACUUUAAUAUUAGCAUAUUUUGCUUAUUUUCUUUUUUUUGUUGUUUUUUGAAAUACCGUUGUAUUUGGUGGGCGGUAUGUUCAGUUUUGGUUAUUUAUUUUGUAUACUGACACUAAAUAUUAAUUCAUUACCUGGGUUUUCUAUAUUGAUUUCUUUAUGAUUCGGGGUUAAUCGAAUACAUUUAUCAAUUUUUAUUUUAAUUUAAUUUUUUAUAUACUUUAUGGUAAAAAACGCGUGUCAUUUCACCGCGAUAAUAUGAGCCCUCGGGUUUUGUUUGGCCGAAUUACCGCGCAUAGUUUUCGCGUGUUUGCGAUUGGUAACCCCCACUACAUUGCUGCAAUGGACAUGGUGUGGAAAAAGAAAAUCCGAGAGGCCUCGGGGGUCUUACACUAGAGUGCACAUAAGGUAGGCCGUUUAUUUUAUAAUUCGAGGGUUUAUCCGUAGUUUUGUUUUGUUUGUGAUCAAAUUUUAAAUUAAGAAUUUAUUUCGAUGAACUUGUAUACUAUUAUUCCACACGUGGCUUCUAAAAGGAAGUCUAGGAAACAUUGAGUCUCUUACACUGCCAAAAUCCAUUUUUUGUGAGUGUAAAUUCUUUUAUUCAUAUUUUGGGUUAUUGGAAUCUUAUUUGACAAUUUUUUUUUGUGAGUGUGCCAAAAAGCCCCACUUCUGAGAAGGUAAACGAACGCAAUCACGUUUCUUAAAGCUACAUUAAAAACUUUUUAACGACUAAAAGUUUACUAAAAUGCGUUAAUCCUUUUUAGAGGUAUAGACAUUUAUUUAAGAAAAUGUUCUAACCCCCCCCCCAAAGCUGUCCUUUCAAACAGUGCAUCUUUAAAAUAGCACUCUGUAAGUAUGGUUAACAUUAGAAAUUUUUGUAGAAACCGAAAUUUAUCUUCAAGAUAAUAAUUACGCCCUCACCACUGUGCUUACAGAAAUAGAUUAAAGAGGAUUGGAUAAAAACUAUUUUAAUUUUUCUCACCUUGCUUACUCACUGCAACUAUGGUUAACGUUAGAAUUUUUUGUAGAACCGGAGCUUUAAAGUUUAAAGUGUUGUUUUCUCAAAAACUCGAAAAUAAUUUCUAGCCUUUUCUCUUUGCCGAUUGACUUUUUUUUUU
Messenger RNA from Cylas formicarius (sweet potato weevil), 8942 nucleotides. RefSeq lists its product as uncharacterized. The transcript has 2 exons. Bases 2709 to 6806 code for a protein of 1365 amino acids. NCBI's taxonomy places the organism in Eukaryota, Metazoa, Arthropoda, Insecta, Coleoptera, Brentidae. The record is from RefSeq and is a predicted model, not a curated record.